Messenger RNA from Mytilus trossulus (common blue mussel), 4397 nucleotides. RefSeq names its product R-spondin-2-like. Lineage: Eukaryota; Metazoa; Mollusca; Bivalvia; Mytilida; Mytilidae. The record is from RefSeq and is a predicted model, not a curated record. The coding region runs from base 293 to 1189 and encodes 298 amino acids. The transcript has 5 exons.
UCUACAGUCACGAGGUGUGAGGUAGGCGGAGUUUGUUAAGAACCUGCAAUCUAUUUGUAUCUUUCAUGCUAAUGUUUUAAAAAUUUUGGAUUAAUAAAUUCAUUCAACAAUUUUCUCCGUAAAAUGAAAAGGAAAAAAUAUAUAUAUUUUUAAGAUUUUAGUUAUAAUGGAAUAUAUCUAAAUUAUCACUUCACGUCUGAUAAAAAAGGAUUAGUAGUUGGUUUAAAAAAAUAUUAUUUAUAUUUAUACAAACAAAAUGUGACAAAAUGUGGACGUUUAUAAUGAAAAUAUCAUGAUUCUGCGGAUUUUAUUAACUUUAAAUCUGAUGCUUUAUUGUACAGUUUAUUCUGAAGAAAGGACAAAAAGAAGUUGUAAUAGUGGAUGUAUAAGGUGUUCAGAAGUGAACGGAUGUUAUAAAUGUAGACCACGAUUGUUUUUGUACCUUGCACGUACAGGAAUGAGGCAGACUGGACAUUGUAUACAUAGUUGUCCUAAGGGGUAUUUUGGGGUUCGACAUGAAGACUACAGUAUUUGCAAUAAAUGUCAGCUAGAUCACUGUAAUGCAUGCUUUAGUAAUAGCUAUUGCACCCAGUGUAAACACCCUUACAUAUCAUACCGUGGACGUUGUACUGAAAGUUGCCCAGAUGGACUUUAUUAUGCUAAUUACUCAAAAGACUGCCGCCUUCUUGUGGACUGUAUGGCUGGACCAUGGUCCUCUUGGACCCCAUGUGCUAGAAAUGGUCAAACUUGUGGUUAUAAAUAUGGUAUUACCACGAGAUCUCGUGAGAUUCUAGAACACCCUUCACCAAAUGGAGCAACAUGUCCAUCACUUGUAGAAAACAGGUGCUGCAGGAUGGAAAUGAGACACUGUGCAGAUAUUCUUCACAAUCAAUCUGAGUUUACAAAGUGGAAAUCCUUAUCAAAACACGACAGAAAAAUACUUCGUCGUCGGUAUAGGCGACGGAGGAGGAGGAAACACAAAAACAGGCACAAACAAAGAAAAAGGAAGAGGAAAAAUGAAACAAGAAAAGGAAAACAAAGAAAUAAAGAUAAAAAGAGACAUAAAAAGAAAAAUCGAUUAAAAAAUAAGCGAAAAAGGAGAUUAAUGCGACGAAAAGAAGCGUGGAAAGUUUUUUGUGGGAAUGGAAUCGUGUUUAAUGAUCUUAACUCUAUUCCUUUACUGGACUAAUGGUCGCACCUGCAAAGUAUUUCUUUGUCACAUUACCAAAUGAAUCCGUAAAAUCACAGUGGUUUCCUAACGCAAUCGUUCUUGUUAGAAUAUAUUCUUCCAACCCUCCAUUGAUUGUUAAUUAUGUUCCCUUUGAUGGUUCUCAUUUCAGUUGUGUGUCUGAUGAAAAAAUAAAAGUAUUAUAUGAGAAUUUCAGCAUCAAUGCAACAUAAUGUUUGACUGGAAGUCCUUUAUAAGAACUGCAUAACUAGAGAAACCAUUCAUAUGCUGAUUAACCAACUAAUAUAACAGUGUUUGCAUACACAUUUAAAUAAAUCUGUAGAAAAUUUUAAAAUGCCAUCAAUAAUAAUAACAAUGCUGAAAUUUGUAUAGAUAAUCAAUCUAAAUUUUCAAAAAUAAUUCAAUAGAGAACUUGUGUGGCAGUUUAUCGAUUUUUUUUGCAUAUACCAUUACAAUUGAAACCACUUCACUACAGAAUAUGACUGAAGUGCUAUAAGCUGAUUAAAGAAGGGGUAACAUUUUGUUCAAUUAUUUCGAUUUUAAUCCUGUAUUUUGUAGUUCCUCUGGGCUUUUCAGAGAUUGAUUGAAUUCAAGAAUGAAUGAAAAUGAAUGAAAAAUAGAAAUUUUAAUGUUCACUUUGUCUUUCGUCUAUUUUUUAAUAAUCUAGCCAACACCACAUAGGUAUUUGGUGCACAACUUGUAAAUUGGUAAUAUAAAAAAUUGGAUCGCAAACCUGACUGUUUUAGCAUUGUAUAUAAUCUAACAUUAUGUAUAUUUUGAACAGAUUACGAUUUAUUGGAUUCAUUGACCGUCACAACACCAGGAGAAGGCCAGUGUUCUAUUGAUAACGGAUAAUUGAAGUUUGUUUUAUUUGUAUGUAAAAAACAUGCAUAACGUAUGCUAAUAGAAACAUUUAAACGAACAAUGUGUGAAAAACAUUUUUGUUUGAAUUUAUUAACUAUUGUACAUAUUGUAGUAAUUUUUGUAUAAUAUUAUGAAUUGUAAGUUUAAAUUUUUGAAACUCAUGACACGACUAUAUGUUGUUUCUUCCAUUUAAAAAUGCUUAUCCAGCAGAAAAAGCUGAAAAGGGUUACAAGAUUAAUAAAAUAUCCAUUGGAUUUUAUGACUGAAGAUCUCUUAAUCUGGAUUCUGCACAACAGUAACGUGUUUAAACUAUUCAGCUUAAAGUCAUAAGAAACCUCAAAUAAAAAAAAAAUAAUGCAUAUGUUUUUUAUAACUCAAUGGAUAGUUUUCAUUAUAAAACUUAUGUACAUAUACUUUUUUCUGAAGAAAAUUCUUUAAUUUAUUCAUAUUUAGAAGAAGUUUACUUUAUUGUAAUUGCUUCCUUCCAGCAAGCAAUUCCCCCGAUAUAUUUUCCGUAUGCAAGGUGACCUCAAUGUGACCCAUCUCGUAAAAAUCCGGUGACCACAAUACGCAUGGAUGUCCUUAAAAUAAACUAUUAUUUGAAUUUACAUGUUAAACACGUGCUCAAAUUCCAUGCUUUUUUGUUUAUUUUUCGUCAAUUGUUGACAAACAGGUGACAACCGUUAAACUUCGGCUUCAAAACACGAACUUUAAUUACCUGCCAUAUUUUCACAACAACACUGACCGAUUGAAAAAUAAAUUGACGAUUAUACGAAAUUUACACGAAAAAAAUGAUAAAUUCGAGCACAGAAGACUAAGUUUAUGAUGUUUGUAUGCAUUGGUUUAAGAAUUGGAAGAACAUUAUUUUUCACCGGUCACUCGUUUCUUAUGACUUUAAGAUAUUUCAGUGAGUACCGAAUUUAUUUGUGUUGAUUGGUUUCAUAACUGUAGGGUCGAGUAAUACAAUUCUCAAAACCAAUACGAUACAAUUAACAUUUCGCAGUCCAGUCAAACCAUAUAGUUUUGGUUCAAGUUUUCAGCAAUUAUAUUUUUAUAUUAAACAAGAAUGUGUCCAUAGUACACGGAUGCCCCAUUCGCACUAUCAUUUUCUGUGUUCAGUGGACCGUGGAAAUUGGGUCAGAACUUUAAUUUGGAAUUAGAAUUAGAAAAAUCAUGUCAUAGGGAACAUGUGUACUAAGUUUCAAGUUGAUGUAACUUUAACUUCAUCAAAAACUACCUUGACCAAAAACUUUAACCUGAACUUCGCACUAUCAUUUUCUAUGUUAAGUGGACCAUGAAAUUUGGGUCAAAACUAUAAUUUGGCAUUAAAUUUAGAAAGAUCAUAUCAUGGGGAACAUGUGUACUAAGUUUCAAAUUGAUUGGACUUCAACUUCUUCAAAAACUACCUUGACCAAAAAAACUUUAACCUGAAGCGAACGGACGCACAGACGGACGCACAGACGGAAGAAGUGAAAACCACUCAACAGUUUCCUGCCUUUUGGGAUACACGAUAACAUGGUGCCUUUGUACACUACGUUUGUUUAUCCCCUAAAUGCACAAUUAACCUCAGUCUGUCAUAAAACAUGUAACAACUAAAUAGUGACAAGACUGUAAAUUAAAAAAAACCUAUGACAAACCAAUUUGUUUGUUAAUGGUAUAUAUAACAUUAAAGUCAAGUUAUUAUAGGUUUUAAGCUUACUUCAUUGAUCGUUAGGCUGACGUGUACAUACUUAAUUCUUCCACAUCUGGUUUACGAGCGGUUUUUUACUAUAAAAUAUUGCAAAAAACAAAAUUCUGAUGUGAAUCUGAUCCGAUUGCACUUUUAGUACAUAAAUUCACACUUCACAAUAGUUGUAUACUUUUCAGUUUUUGUAGUAUUGUAUGAGACUUUUAAUCUUCCUUUCGUCUUUUAUAUUUAUCAAGGUGACAUUUCAGUGUUUUGCCUUUUUUUUCUUUUUUUUCCUAUUUCUUGGCCCCGAAUGUACCUAUACAAGUUCAUAGAAACAGUUGCCGUGCGUAUUACAAAAAACCCACAUUUAGUGUGCUUCAUGUUUAAGAAAUUAAUACUCAGAAGAUCAAACUAUUUGCGUUGUUCCUUCAAGGAAACGAUGUAUUAGAGAUAAUAAGAAGAAAUUUUAAUCCCUGCUUAGUUUUGCUUACAAAAUUUUAUUCUUUCUUGAGGGAAUAUUAGAGGUUGAUAUGUUGUAAAGACAAUUAAGUUUUUUGAGUUGUUAGUUGUUCUCGCAGUCACUCAUACCUGACGUCGCCUUUUAAUUUUAAGUAUGCUUCUAUGAAUAACUGCACAUGAAACGGUUAUUAAAAAUGGAUGUAUUAUGUUAUUUAU